Molecule: messenger RNA, 705 nt
Organism: Naegleria gruberi
Lineage: Eukaryota; Heterolobosea; Eutetramitea; Acrasida; Naegleriidae
Exons: 3
Coding region: 1-705 (234 amino acids)
Biological process (GO): regulation of DNA-templated transcription
Molecular function (GO): DNA-binding transcription factor activity, RNA polymerase II-specific; zinc ion binding
Source: RefSeq, a predicted model, not a curated record
AUGUUGCCUUCAUCAACUUGUGAUGGUGAAUUAAUAUUCACAGAAUCUCCACCUCCUCUGUUAGAUUCUUCAUCACCAUUAACUAACAAUAAAACACCAUCCUCCUCUUCAUCUUCUUCAUCUUCUCCAAUCACUGAAUCACCACAAACUUCUAACAGUGACAUUUCAUCAAUACGAUCCGAUAGUAAAACUUCAUCACCUUCAAAAUCACCAUCAAAAACUAAAACUAGGAAAAAGUAUGUAAAAAGAGCAUGUGUAAAUUGUAAACAAUCUCAUGCAGCUUGUGAUUCCGAAAGACCAUGUAAACGAUGUGUAUCACUAGGUAUGGGAGAUAAAUGUGUUGAUGCAGUUAGAAAGAAAUCAAAGAAUGAUUCUUCUAAUGAAGAAAAGAGAAAGAAACAAAAACCAAAUGAAACUCAACCAUCAAAUCCACAAUUUCCAUUCUACAAUCCAAUGGAAAAUAAUUUAAUGACACCACCAAAUACAGCAUUAAUAGGAAAUCAAAUGUUAAUGAUACCAAUGCUAACUACUGCAACUGUUCCAACUAUUCCAAUUAAUGCUCCAUCUUCAUCCUCUACCAAUUCCAUUAAAUCACAACCACCAACCCAAAGUAAUUGGAAAUGUUCUCUCACCUUUUUUACCUCCUUCUUCUCCUUUAGAUUUUCUAUCAGAAACUCAUUCACCAGUCAUUACGAAUUUUCCUGA